UUUUGAAUCAAAAUGGCUACGUCCGUAUCCAAAGGACAGAUUCCUUUCCGUGCCAAAGGUCAAACUACAUGUAUCCACCAUCAGAACAUGCAACUGGACCGUUACUGUGAAAAAUGCCAAGCACCAGCUUGUACUAGGUGUCUAUCUACUGUACAUAGGGGUCAUACAGCGUGCGAACUUAGUAGUAUUAUUCGCCCCAAAAGAGAAGACAUUCAAAACUUCAUAGACAAAUCUGAGAAUAUUGACCUUGUAGAAAUUAACCAGUAUAUCACCUCUUCUGACACACAAAUUAAGGAUAAUGUUAGCCAUUUUGAAAAACUUUCAAUCAAGUUGAGGACACAAACAAACAAAAUAAAAGGAGAUCUUGACCUGCUAACAGCUCGGACUAUGUCUGUCUUUGAACAAAUGGAGGAAGAUAACACCAAGUUACUACAAACCUACAAGCAGGCCCUCCAAAUGUACAGUACUCAGCUCAAACAACAAGUGAAAGAAUGUAAGAUAGCACUUCAGCGGGGCUCCAAAUUACAAAUCUGCAACAAAAGAAGUGAGAUUCAAUCUUCUGUCACUCUCCCCGUAAAACCUACCCUAGGUACUGCUAGUUUCACUCCCAGGCAAAAUCCGCAGGGUCAAUUGAAACAAGCUUUAGGAGAAGUUAACACCUCGGGCCAAGGUCAGGGAUUAAAGGUCAAGGUAUCAAAUACACAACAAAAAUCCACAGGAAGAAAGGACGUGUCCAGUCCAUUAUAUACCCGGUUGCCUCAGACCAAGGUGUUGUGUGAGUGGGAGUCUCCAUGUUUUAUAUCUUCUGUAUGUCCAACAACUGACGGGCCGGUGUGGACUAGUGAUGGUAACACCCUAACUCAACUGAACAGGAAGGGCGAAGUACAGGAGGUUUAUCCCAAUGCUUUGGUCAGAGACAUAAGUCUGUCACCAACAACCAACACACUGUGGAUCUGUGCCUGGAAAAACAACACCAAGGAGCUCGUGUUAGGUCGACCAGUAAAUAGAUUCAGUACCAUGGAGUCACCACAGCCAGUAACCAUGUUAUUGUGGGUAUGGCCAAACACAUCUCAAAAUUCUCCACAAAAGGUGUAUUGGUGCAUGAUUCAUUAGCUGAAGGGGCUGGAAUGCCAUUAGUAUGUACACCACACAGUUUAUCAGAGUGUUCUCUUACCCACAAUGUCGCAGUGACUAACCGGGAUAGUAUACAUGAUGAUGGUGAAGGGAAACCAUAUGUUGUUGUCAUGGACACAAAUUUCAAGAAACUGUUUGUAUAUGAUGGUGGAGUCCCACAUACACGUCACCCAACAUCACAGUCAGGUUGUGCACCAUUUAACCCCGGGGUGUGGUGUAUGAUAGUGUGGGUAACCUAGUCAUAGGGGACCGUAACAACAAACGUGUCCUACUCAUCAGUGGGUGUGGUGAGUUCAUCAGAAUCAUACACAUUGACAAUUUCAGAACGGUGGCUGUUUGUGUAGACAGGGAUGAUGUUCUAUGGGCUGUGUUUGGGCGUAACAAUGUCAAACUAAUAGAGUACGACAGUGCGCUGGACAAACAACAAUGCAUUAUCUCGUAACCAUGAAACGUGAACUACAUGUUGGGAUAAUACAAAGAUGACGUGAACUUCAACCCCGGACAUAUUUCAUAGACCUGCAAUUCUACAGACAUUAUAUAUCACAUAUAAUGGAAAUUGUUAAAAUUUAAAGAAUCAAUCCAGAUAAUGGAAAUUCAAAAACAAUCUCAUCAAAAUUAUAAACAAAUGAUGUUUGACAAUAGUAUUGAAGUAAAUUGGAAAAAAUACUCAACAUUAGACAUGUUCACAAGUAAUUGUUUGUCUUAGCUAAAAUAUAUACGAAAAUAA
Molecule: messenger RNA, 1861 nt
Organism: Mizuhopecten yessoensis (Yesso scallop)
Lineage: Eukaryota; Metazoa; Mollusca; Bivalvia; Pectinida; Pectinidae
Exons: 1
Coding region: 13-1113 (366 amino acids)
Molecular function (GO): zinc ion binding
Source: RefSeq, a predicted model, not a curated record